AUUCUCUGUCUGCAAUUCAAACUGAAGCCAACAGGAUGGCUGCAGCGAUGGCGGAAGAGCAGGAGGGGGUUAACUACACUUCAGUUGUGUUCAAAGCUAACAAAAAUCCUCCAUCUGAAGGUAAAACGGAGGAAAUUGUGUACGAUGAAGUGAAGGUGCAGAGCGGAACAACUGAUCAAGCUACUGAUGCAGGAUUCUUGGCGGACAAGAGAGCAAACAACAGACAUCGCCACUUUAAACGGUUGGCUUGUGGUUUGGGAAUCAUUUCCGUCAUUUUGCUGGCAGGCAUCAUAGCAGUCUGUGUCUACAUUGCUACAUUAAGUCACGAGAGUGAGGACUUAGAAGAAAUCCAAAAGAAUCACCUGACAAACCUGACGAACCGCAUCAACGAACUCAGCUCAGCAAAUGAAAACUUGACUAGAAACUUCGACAACCUGACCGUCCAGAUGAGCAACCUGACACAAAACUACACUGUCUUAGAAAACAAGAACACAAACCUGAUGGAAGAAAACCUGAACCUGACAACACAAAACCAGGAGCUGAAGUCACAGAAGAACAACUUGACAGAACAAAUACAGGAGAUGAAGGCAAACAUCAAAGUCAGCCAAGCUCAGUGGAGCAUUGAUGCCUACUGCCCCAUAAAGAGUGGUGAGAGACGGUGUGAAGCUUGUCAGAAGACCUGGGAACUCACCAAGUCGAGCUGCUAUAUGAUUCAUAAUGCUAUACGUUCUGAACGGAUAACCUGGGAAGAAGCUCUAGAAAACUGCAGGGGAAAGAGUUCAGACUUGGCUGUUAUACAUGAUGACAAGGAAAAGAAAGUCAUCAGUGAUUACAGCUGGGGCAGUUCAGGAAUAAAUGGAUACUGGAUUGGCCUGAGAGCUGAGGAUAAGAAGUGGAAGUGGAUCGAUGGAAGUGAUUUCGCUGAAAGCGACUGGAUAGAUCCUCCUGCUGAAGGUCGCUGUGCAAUUUCUGUCCAGAACGAUAGAUGGAAAUCAGUGAGCUGUGAUAGGAAACAGCGAUGGAUCUGCAGACAGAAAGCUUUAUCACUGCUGUGAUACUUCAGUACUUAAGAUACUUUUUUGUUUUUCAAACAUACAAAUUACAUAUAAAAUAAUUUUAUUUUUUUAACAGGAAAAACAAUCAAAGUGAAUUAUUUUUCAAAGCUGUUUGUGUGCAUGUGUCUAAAAGCAGAGACUCAGAUGUAAAGGUGUAAUUAGAUACUGGGUUCUGUAGAUAAUGUGUGUCUGACUACUGACACAGCAUUUAGGAAAAUACAGUAACUGUCCUGAAGGGGCACUAAACUGUUAAUUAUUAAUAACUUUGACUGUUAUUUUCUUCUGCUUUAUUAGAGAUUUACUGCUUUUAAUUUAUAUAUCAGCAGAUUGAUGCCAGGGACCAACAGGACUGCUCAGUUUCCUGUUUCUGUGACAUUGUAUAUUGUUGCCGCUGACUGGCCAACAGGGGGCACUGCUUCACUUGUUCCUAACAGAAUGAUCUAGAGUCUGUUUGUGUGAGUAUUCUGAUGUAUGCGAUAUUUACUUGUACAACUGAAGGUGUUAAGAAAAUUCAUAUUUUAUACCAUUAUAAUAAGUUUUGUUGCCACACAUUGUUCUUAUUGUCUUUUUUUUUCUG
This is a messenger RNA of Epinephelus moara (kelp grouper), 1632 nucleotides long. RefSeq names its product C-type lectin domain family 10 member A-like. NCBI's taxonomy places the organism in Eukaryota, Metazoa, Chordata, Actinopteri, Perciformes, Serranidae. The transcript has 7 exons. Bases 36 to 1055 code for a protein of 339 amino acids. The record is from RefSeq and is a predicted model, not a curated record.